Molecule: messenger RNA, 1428 nt
Organism: Papaver somniferum (opium poppy)
Lineage: Eukaryota; Viridiplantae; Streptophyta; Magnoliopsida; Ranunculales; Papaveraceae
Exons: 2
Coding region: 291-956 (221 amino acids)
Source: RefSeq, a predicted model, not a curated record
GAAUUGGGGGCAAAAAAGCUGGAAUUUCUUCUUUACUUCACAACCCAGAUAAGAAAAGACCUUCUUACCAGAUUUUGCAACCAACUAAUGGUGAUCGUCUCCAUAUCUACUGUCCAAAUACCAUCUGUGGGGAACGUAUCUCCCUUGACCAAAUCAUCUGUAACGGAUUUGGAUUUGAUUCCUUAGCAAGCGAAUACAAGUUGGUAAGUAUUCUUCGUACUUUUCCGAAGCAGCUUAACUUUGUUGUAUAUACAUUGGGAACUAAAUUUUGGAGAGAAGUCACUACAAGCAUGCCAGUAUCAUACCAUGGUCAUCCUAUUAUCCGACUUAAAGCAGCAACGAGUAGUGACAAAUCCGCAAUCUUUUGUAAUAGUAGUAGUGGAUGUUUAGUUUGGAAGAUAGUGGCAACUAUGGCUAGAGAAGGAGGAGACGAACAUAAUAAUGUUAAUGACAAUAACAAUGAGAUGGAGAUAGAGAUGUUACUACUGUUCAAUCUCCAUGAUGAAAAGUUUCAGUUCAUCCGGCUCCCAACUAAAAGUCCUGCGGAUGAGCAGCAGAAGCAGUUGCUUGUUGAUUAUCCUCAUCUUCUGGAGUUCAAAGGAUAUCCUUGUAUUGCAAGUCUAGAAAAAGGCUUUGGUAAUGGGAGUGAUGAUUAUUGUCAUCGUCGUUGUCGGGAUCAUCACGAUAGUACUAGUUGUUGUAAAGUUCAUAUGUACAUAUUAAAGGAUAAUGUCAAGCAAGUGUGGGUUAAGCAGGAGAGUCUCGAUGUUCGUAUGACUUCUCAUGGCAUGAGCUAUAUUGGUAUUAGGACACUGGAUCCUGCUGUUUUUGCUUUGGCAGCACUACUAUCCCUCGUACUUGUAUCUUCAGUUUCUCUGAUCAGAUUUUACUCUACUGGUUUGCUGGGGAAAAACUUCAAGUUUACCACUUGCAUUCCAAAAAACUUGAUCUUGUAGUCCCCGUGUAUGGAAAUUUAUUUAAAGCUAAGAUGAAAGAAGCCCCGCACAUCCCCGAUGUUGGUGCUGACAAGCUUUGUUACCCUAAUAUGGAUUAUCAGCUGCAUUGUCAAGGGGAGGACUUCCUUUCUAUGCAGACCUUCGUACCAAAGGGAGUGACAAGAGUUGACGAGGAUGGUUUUGACAAAUUAACUUUCAACACAGACGGCGGCUAUACGGCAUAUGUGUUUGUGAACAGUUCAGGUUAUUAUUAUUAUCCUUUUUAAAUUAGUUACUAUAUCGUCUCUAAAUGUACUAGCUUGCUUCAUAAAAAGAACUAAAACGUAGUAGCUUAUUUUGGUUUAUGAUCAGUUUACCAGAUUUAUGUAGUACUUCCAAUGUUUAGUACUUACCAGCAUUCUUUAGUACUUACCAGCAUUAUGACACUGUAACUUUGAUAUAAACAUAUAUUCCUAUGGAUGUUUAUCGUGAA